Linum tenue is the source of this 300-nucleotide messenger RNA. Lineage: Eukaryota; Viridiplantae; Streptophyta; Magnoliopsida; Malpighiales; Linaceae. The record is from the annotation of a GenBank genome assembly.
AUGGGAAGGGUGGUGACUCAAGGAUGCCAGGUCGUUGUGGCGGCCAUCAGGUCUCACAGGAACGAUGCGCACACGGUGCGAUACUGGGGGCCGGAGAAAAUCGAUUCUAUGCACAAAGUGACGUUGGAGGUGGAAGGGGAGACGCAGAUGUUGAAUCUGGCGGAGAAGCUGAAGGGUGGAGGGAUUGUUCAUAAAUUGUGGAUUGAACAACCAGUUCCCCCAUCUAUAUUUCUACCAAGCCUUACCCUAAAUCUGAAGUUGCUUCGUUUUCAAGAAGCUAAAGCUCUACAAGUGAAGUGA